AUGUCGAAAUCAGCAAAAUCAAAAAACCCAGCGGCGAAAGAUAAAACCACUUCAAAAGUCGGUCAAGAAUUGGCAAGGGAUAAAGAACGUAAGAGAGCAAUUGAAUUUACAUGUGAUAGUCGUUCAGUUUCAGACGGUCGAGGACAGCUUGGACGAGAGGGCGUGGUGGGAUAUAUUCAGAGCGUAUCCCCACCAAAACAGAGUCGAAAGAAUACGGAGUACAGUAAUUUCAAGCUGCAGGCUAAAAGUGGUCUUGUACCGGGGGUAUGUUUCUCGUCGACAAAACGCAGCAUCUUGGCGGAGCGCGAAGCCACGAAAACAGCGGUAAAGUUGGAUCGUUUCACCUACGCGUCGGACGGGAAAACAAUCUUUGUCAACGAUAUGACAAAGAUAUCCGUGCCAAAUUCAUCCGACUACGACUUUCAGUUCGUCGACAGCGGUAUCCACCAAAAAGAUCUACAAUCUAUCAUCAAAAAUUCGAUGGACAUGGAUUUGGUAGACUUCGUCGCAAAAGUGAUUGCAAAAGACGCAGUCGUACAAGUAGUUGGUUCGUCUCAGCUACGAAAAGUGGAGUGUUUUGUGGCGGACAAAUCUUGCAAACAGGCAAAACUCAUUCUUUGGGAAAAUGAUAUCGAGAAGGUCCUGGUUGGCAACGUGUACGCAUUCAGCAAUGUCCGCGUGCGAAGCGACGCAGUUGAUGUCCUUGGAGGCGAAGUGACCCUCAACACGACUAAAGAUACAACCGUUGUUAAGCAAGAUGGCCAUGCCCUGACAAACCUCGUAGAAACUUUAAAAGAAAACGAUCUUUUUAAUACCAGCACUUCGUUAAAAGUUCCUUUAAUCCACGCCAUCGAGGAAUUAAACCGCUUCAAACAAUGCUGCGACUGUAAAAAAAAGAUAAAGCAAGACAGCGCGAAGGUAGCCAUCAAGUGCGACUCGUGUGGUCACGUUGUGAGGAGUUCCAUGUGCCAGCUCAAUCUGUGUUGUAAAUUUAGUUGCCAGCAGAAUAAUUCGCCUGAUGAUAAGAAGCUUGUUCGCUACAUCAUGUUCAAGGAUUCCAUUGAAACGUUGGUUGGCGACAUUACUAACCUCGAUGACGACAAACUUUGCGAGAAAUUGUUGUUAUUAGAAAAUUUCGAAAUCACAUUUAACCGAGACAACGUUGUGAGCAAAUGUUCUCUUUUAUGA
This is a messenger RNA of Paramuricea clavata, 1188 nucleotides long. The record is from the annotation of a GenBank genome assembly. Lineage: Eukaryota; Metazoa; Cnidaria; Anthozoa; Malacalcyonacea; Plexauridae.